This is a messenger RNA of Dentiscutata erythropus, 399 nucleotides long. Lineage: Eukaryota; Fungi; Glomeromycota; Glomeromycetes; Diversisporales; Gigasporaceae. The record is from the annotation of a GenBank genome assembly.
AUGCCAGAACCUUCGACUAAAUGUGCUUCUUGUCGUAAAGACAAGAAGAAAUGCGUCCGUAUAGGAAAGUUUAGGUGUAAUAGGUGCAAAGAUAAGGGAAGAAAGUGUAUAAUCCAAUGUCUUGAUUGUUAUGAAAAAAAUAAAACAGAAAAGGACGUUAUUCAUUGUUGUCCAAAUUGUAAAACGGUUAAAGAAGGCGACUAUGAUUUUAUUACGGAUGAUGAUGGAAAAACUUAUCUUCUUUCUAGUGACGGCGUUAAAUUUGAGAUUACGCCAGGCGUCGAAUUAUUAUUUAACAAUUACCCAUAUGGAGAAUUAGAGAUCCAUGAUGGUACGCAUGAUGAGAUGAUAUACACUACGAUUAUUAUUGCAAUUGAAAUUUGGCCAAGCGGAUGUUGA